CGAGGCUUUUUAAAACGCGGUAAAUAUUGGAUCCUACUUUGGACUAGUCUGCGAUCCAACAUUGACCAACUCCGUUGAAGUCUUUGAAAAAGAAUCGUUUUGCAGUUGCUUAACAUGGCAGAUACUGAAAGUAUAGCAACAUCCUCGCAGAUGGAUAAUCAAGAUGACCCUUUGAAUGAGCAUUCUUCCUAUGAGUUAAAUCAGAUGCGAAUGGAAUUUGAGUCUGGGAAUUAUGUUCUCAAAAAUGAAACAGAUAUGUUUGAAAAAUACCUGAAAAGAGUUGAACCGAGUGUAACAGGAGCAUCAGUAUUACCAGUUCCAAGCCAAUCAUCCCAUGAUGCCAGGGUCAUGCGGAAGCGGUCUCGUUCGAAAGGAAGUGGCGUCGAGAAACAUCUAAAAUUGUCAGCUGAACAAAAGUGUGAUAUUGCUCAAAGAGAAAUUGAAGAAUUGAGAGAAGAUAUUGAAAAACAUAAAGAGGCCUCUGAGAAAGAUAUGGAUGGCUAUAAGGCUACCAUGGAGGAGGCUGAGCUAAGACUGUCUGAGCUCAAGAAGUCAUUCUAUGAGUUCGAUAGGGACAUUGUGAAGGGUUCGGUUAAUUCCCGAAGCAACCGUGUGAUAGCGGAAAAAGUGAUCAGAUACUUUGAAGAUAAACAGAGAGCACGGGACACAUUAAUCGAGAAGUUACGGCUCAAGAAUUCUACCUUAAAGGUCCAGAAAAAAAAACUGCAUUUACAGCUCAAACAGAAAGAAGAAAUGGGUGAGGUGUUGCAUGAGGUUGACUUUCAGCAGUUGAAGAUUGAGAACAGCCAAUAUCUUGAAAAGAUCGAUGAACGUAACCAAGAUCUCCUCAGAUUGAAACUCAUGAGCGGCAACACCCAACAGGUUCUUAAUUCAUAUAAGAAAAAACUGCAGACGUUGACACUUGAAUCGGAUCGCCUCAAUGCAGAAAUAAGUUCUAGAAAUGACCUGCUUGGAAAAAUUGAUUCUGAAACAGAUACUGUACAAUCUGAGAGAGCAAAAGCUGAAGAAGUAAAUCGAAGGCUCCGCCAACAACUUGAAGAUUUUAGAGUUCCUGAAGUUGUAGAGUAUGUGCAAGAGAAGGCAGACUUGUAUGAAAUGAAUAAAACUGUCAGAAGUUGGGAGAGGAAGGUGGAAAUUGCUGAGAUGGCGUUGCGUGCUAACCGCAAAACAUGGCAGCAAUUAAAAGCAGCAAGUCAACAACAGCAACUGUGGAAUAUUGAGCCAAUCAAAAUGUCUUAAGCAAAUCACAUGAUCUGAUGAUGCUCUUGUAAGAGUUGAUAGUUACCCCUCUUCCAUUAAAAGUUUCUAUUUCAUUCAAGCAAGAUGCAUAUUAUGUUCAUGAUAUACCAAACAUUUUUAAUGUAAAGUCUUUGAUUGAGAGUAUUGUACAGUUUAUUAUAUUAAACAACAUUGAUAUGUUGUAAUUCCAAUUAGUAGUUCAUUAUGUGUAUAUAUUGAAUUGUUUCAUACUAAAAUGCUUGUAAGGAAAAAAAAUGUUUUCAUUGAAGACUCUAAAAGCAAAGCAUGGAUUACAAUGCACUAAUACUGUAUAUAGAUCAUUUUAAAAAAAAGCGAGCUUUACUGGUAUUUUUACAAAUUUUAAUUUUAAAGCCAAACUUGAGAAAAAAUUAAUUUUAGGGCAGAUUUUGAUGUCACAAAGCCACUGAGCCAAAGUAGUACCAAGGUAGUACGUAACUGUACACCGUAUUUUGGCCUCUGUAGCGCCCUCUAUUGAUGACUAACAUUUUAACCAAAGAGUAUAAAACUGCAAGAGGUCCGACUUCCCUGAUUGUAAUGGCUUAGAUCAUUUGGCAUGUGAAUUUAACACUGUCUUGAGUGAUAACGAUAUAGAGGUGUUCCUUAGAUUAUAUGUUUUAUUAUAUGCAGAUGACACGAUUAUUAUGGCUGAAAGUCCAACAGAGUUACAGAAAGCAUUACACGCUGUUAAAAAUUAUUGUGACAUGUGGCAUCUCACAGUAAAUACAAGUAAAACUAAAAUUGUUAUUUUUUCAAAAGGUAAAGUGAGAAACAUACCGGUUUUCACGUUUGGUGACGAACAAAUUCACACUGUUGAUGAUUAUGUUUAUCUUGGCACAACAUUUAAUUAUAAUGGUAAUUUCAAUAAAGCCAUAAAUAAGCAAGUUUCUCAAGCAAAAAGAGCAAUGUAUAGUAUGUUAACAAAGGCCAGAAUAAUAGGUUUGCCUGUAGAUAUUCAAUGCGAACUAUUUGAUCAGCUUGUUUUGCCUAUCCUCAUUUAUGGCUGUGAGGUUUGGGGGUUUCAAAAAUUAGACCAGAUUGAAGUGUUUUAUAGAAAAUUUUUGAAAAAUAUCUUAAAACUAAAUAAAUAUACUCCCAACAGUAUGGUCUUGGGUGAAGUAGGUAGAUCAAAAGUCCAAGUGACAAUUGAGAAAAGAAUAUUAAGUUUCUGGGUUCGUAUUUUGGAAGGUAAACAGAGUAAACUGCCAAAUAUUAUGUUUAAGCUGUUAAAGAGAUUACAUGAUCAGGGUACAUACAUUUCGAAAUGGACAAGUAAGAUUAAAAGUGUACUUGACAAUU
Molecule: messenger RNA, 2577 nt
Organism: Anneissia japonica
Lineage: Eukaryota; Metazoa; Echinodermata; Crinoidea; Comatulida; Comatulidae
Product: coiled-coil domain-containing protein 113-like
Exons: 7
Coding region: 115-1260 (381 amino acids)
Biological process (GO): cilium assembly
Cellular component (GO): ciliary basal body; axoneme
Source: RefSeq, a predicted model, not a curated record